Williopsis jadinii is the source of this 855-nucleotide messenger RNA. RefSeq names its product Scramblase. The transcript has a single exon. The coding region runs from base 1 to 855 and encodes 284 amino acids. Gene Ontology annotation, molecular function: phospholipid scramblase activity. Gene Ontology annotation, cellular component: plasma membrane. Lineage: Eukaryota; Fungi; Ascomycota; Saccharomycetes; Phaffomycetales; Wickerhamomycetaceae. Gene Ontology annotation, biological process: plasma membrane phospholipid scrambling. The record is from RefSeq and is a predicted model, not a curated record.
AUGUCGCCAAAGCCAACGUACAUUGAAUUUAAAGACCCGAAGAAGUCACAGUCUGGUAAGCCCCAUUUACCGUUUAACAGACAGACACAACCUCUUUACCCUCAGCAAUCGAUUCCACUCGCACAAUAUACAAACCUGAGGGCGUACAACCCUGGUGGUGUGAUUGGGGAAAAGGACUUGGCUGGUCGUAUUCUCAGUGAGCCCAUUCUCAUUGUCGAGCGUCUCAUUCAACCGUAUGAGCUUGCCGUGGGGUUCGAAGAGUGCAACAGGUACAUAGUGAAGAAUUACCGUGGAGAAAAGUUGGCGAUGAUUGAAGAGCACAGCGGUGGCUUCAAGAAGAUGCUCGUUAGACAGGUUGCCAAGUCAAAGAGACCCUUCACAUUCGAUGUUAUUGACAACGACGGCAACGUCGUGUUGAAGUUCAAGCGUAAGUUUGAGUUCAUCACCUCCCAUCUUAAGGCAUGUUUGCCUAACGAUACUCUUAUUGGUGAGAGUUUCGAGAAGUACAACGUCAUCAAGAGAAAGUACAACCUAUUUCAAGUGACUGGUCCAAAUCAAUUGACCCAGUUUGGUUAUGUCAACGCUCCUCCUAAGAGUUUUGAGUUUUCUAUUGGCGAUGAACAAGGACAAACCAUCGCCGCUGUGGAUUGCAAUUGGACUGGGUUGGCGAGAGAAGUCUUCACCAAUUCCAACAUGUACAUUAUAAGAAUGGAUCCUUGGGCAUUCCAAGGUGUUGCUGACUUCUACAAAAACGUUAAACAGGUACCCCUGACUCUGGAUCAGAGAGCCGUCCUCCUGGCCAACGUUGUCAGUCUUGAUUUCGACUACUUCACACGUGAUCAUGAUUCAGAUUGA